GCCAGUGUUGUGUGUGUACAGUCAUGACAGCAGUGUACAUGUACAUUUAUCAUUUGGGUUCAUUUUCCUUCCAACAUGAUGUGUACGUACCUUUGACAUGUAUCAUGUAUGAAAGAUCAGUUAAAAAGCUACAAACUUAUAUGACACCAUGGCAACCACUGAACCACGCAGUACACCUGUAAACGCGAACCCCGAUGUGUCCAUGUCUUCGUGCUGCGAUGACAUGGAUGUCGGCUACGACGCCAAACCACAACAGAGCUUCCCGUUUCCGUUCACCCCUUACCCCAUACAAGAGGACUUCAUGAAGGGACUGUAUUCAACCAUCGAGGAAGGCAAGAUUGGGAUAUUUGAAAGCCCAACUGGAACUGGCAAGUCCCUCAGCCUAAUUUGUGGUGCUCUGAAGUGGCUGAAUGACCACCAAGACAAACAGCGGCUGGAAGUGGAGGCUAUACUUAAAGGGGAAACAGAAACAACAGGAAAUUCCAGCUCGGGCAAGAGCGAUGCACCCAAGCCAUCAUCUAGCACCGAGCCCGACUGGGUACUGGAGUUUGACAACAAACGGGCUCAGAUGGAAAAGGCUAACUUGCUUAGGGAGGAACAGCAGCAGUUGUUGAAGAGAGAGUCUAAGCUACAGCAGAUGAGACAAGACCUGAAACACAAGGGCAUGGUCAAACGCAAGCGACUUGCUCCAACAGAUGAUUUUGACCCGCCCUGUCCCUCAGACGAGAACGAAAACAUCCUCAAACCACCAGACUCUGACGAGGAGAGCAUCCUUGUGGCCGAUUACCAUAGCGACGAGGAGACGAGAUUGUCAGGCGACUCGGAUGAGGAGGAAGAGGGAGAGCCUCACGUUACCAAGAUAUUCUACUGCAGCCGUACCCAUUCCCAGCUGAGUCAGUUUGUGCAUGAGGUUCAGAAGAGCCCUUACGGCGAAACAACCAAAGUGGUGACUCUAGGAUCUAGACAGAACUUGUGCAUCAACGAAGCUGUGAAGAAACUAAAGUCAUUGAGUCUGAUCAACGAUCGAUGCUUAGAAAUGCAAAAGAAGAAGAAAGAGAAAAGUAGAGACAAAGAUGUUGACCUGGGCAAGUCCAAGAGAAAGAAGGGCGCCACCUCAGGCUGCCCAUUCUACGCGGCAAAUCAGAUGGACGCCUUCAAGGACAGGGCGGUGGUGGAAGUGCUCGAUGUAGAGCAGCUACUGACCGUCGGGAGAGAGCUGAAGGCUUGCCCGUACUACGGCACGCGGUACGCCGUCCCAGGGGCCGAGCUUGUUGUUCUGCCGUAUAAUACGCUUCUCCAUGCAUCCACUCGCAAGGCCUGCGGCAUCCGCUUAGACGGAAACAUUGUCAUCAUAGACGAAGCACACAAUCUUAUAGAAACCAUCUCCAAUGUUUACAGUGUGGAGGUAACCGGAGGCCAGCUUUGUCGUGCACACUCACAGCUCAGUCAGUACAUGACAAAAUACAGGAGUCGUCUAAAGGCAAAGAACCUGAUGUACAUCAAGCAGAUCCUUCAGGUUCUAUCUGGCUGGAUCCGGUGCCUCGGAGGCAAAGCCGACUGCCCGCCUGACACUCAGAAGACAGGCCCAGAGACCAGCAAGCUGUUUACAAUCAACGACUUCCUGUUUGCUACACAGAUUGACAACAUCAAUCUCUUCAAGCUACAGAGAUAUUGUGAAGUGAGCAAGAUCUCCAGAAAGCUGAAUGGUUUUGUUGAGCGUUACCAACCUUCAGUGAAGAUAGCAGAGGCUAACUCCACCCCACAACAGUCUGCCAUGACUAGAUUCCUGCAAGAACUCAGCCAGAAACCCAAAGACAAGCCAGCAGCGCCCUCUACAGAAACAAACGAGAGAAGAGAAGAUGAAUGGCAGACCUUCUCGUCUCCGCUCCUGCACAUUGAGGGAUUUCUGCUGUCGCUCACCAAUGCUGACAAGGAUGGACGUGUAGUCAUUCAUAAACAAGAAAUUCUCAGCAAGUCCAGCAUCAAGUUCCUCUUGCUCAACCCUGCCGUGCAUUUCACCGAGGUGCUGCAGAAGGCCAGGGCAGUGAUCGUCGCUGGCGGCACCAUGCAGCCAGUGGAUGAGUUCAAGCAGCAGUUGCUGUACUGCGGGGGUGUCGAUGAAGGCAAAAUCGUGGAGUUCUCGUGUGGUCAUGUGAUCCCACCUGAGCAGCUGCUGCCCAUAGCGUUGGCCAAAGGCCCCUCCGGUAUCGAGCUGGAUUUCACCUACCAGUCACGUGACCUGCCGAAAAUGAUGGAUGAGGUGGGGCGUGUUCUUGCCAACGUCUCCAACGUCGUUCCUGGCGGUGUCGUCUGCUUCCUGCCAUCCUACGACUACGAGAAGCGUCUGUAUAACCACUGGGAAGGCACCGGUCUGAUCAAGCGCAUUGAAUUGCGCAAGCGCGUCUUCAGGGAACCACGCAAGGCCGGCCAGGCUGACUUUGUGCUCGGACAGUACGCAAGCUUCAUCGAGAGAUGCAGCUCAGGGGGUAUCCCUGGAUCCAUGAAUGGAGCCAUCUUGAUGUGUGUGGUAGGAGCCAAGAUGAGCGAGGGGAUCAACUUCUCUGAUGACCUCGGCAGGUGCGUCAUAAUGGUCGGGCUUCCCUAUGCCAAUAUCAAGUCUCCUGAACUCAAGGAGAAGAUGGACUACCUCAACGCUACUAUGCCUCCGAUUGACGGCAAGUCAGCUGGGCAGCAGCACUAUGACAACACCUGCAUGAAAGCCGUCAAUCAAUCCAUCGGGAGGGCGAUCCGCCACAAGGGAGACUACGCCACAAUCCUCUUGCUAGACCAGCGGUACGCCCGGCCGUCGGUGCAGGGCAAGUUGCCGGGAUGGAUCAGGAAUCGCAUGCAGAUCAUGCCCAGAUUCGGCCCAGCCUUUGCCAUGAUGAGCAAGUUCUUUGUAAAUAAGCGGCCAGGCGCAACUCCAACUUCUGAGAGCCACCCGAGUCCAGUAUAGUACAAGUGAUGCCCAGCACGUCCCAAAAUAUCGUUGUCCUUUUUGUCACGUGCCUUAAAAAUAAUUGCUCGAAAACUUAUUUAAUAAAGUUUUGCUGAAGAAUUUUAUACACAUUUUUCAAUGAAAACUGUCAGUUUUGAAUUUAUUGUGUUGUUUUGUAGUUAACUGUCUUCCCUUGUGUAACAUCCUUAGCUCUAAAGGGGCUUUACUUUGUAUCUCGUUGAAAUAACAUUUACCUGGCUUAUCUAUGAACAGCAUUAAAGAAUUGAAUUUAAAGAAUUGCUCUUGGGGAUACAGAGUGUCUAAAAAAAAAUCUGAACCAUCAAAUCCCCCUCUUUUUCACAGCUUUUAAAAAAAUACAUUGCAGAUAUCAAUACACAUUUAGAGAGUAUAUGUCAUCAGCUUUUCAACAACGAAAAAUGCUUUCCAAUUGGGUAAAUAUUUAUUGAGUUAUGACCAACGAUGGUCAGCUGACCA
This is a messenger RNA of Patiria miniata (bat star), 3433 nucleotides long. It is a transcript of the gene ddx11, whose product is annotated as ATP-dependent DNA helicase DDX11-like. The record is from RefSeq and is a predicted model, not a curated record. The transcript is spliced from 23 exons. NCBI's taxonomy places the organism in Eukaryota, Metazoa, Echinodermata, Asteroidea, Valvatida, Asterinidae. Gene Ontology annotation, biological process: establishment of sister chromatid cohesion; nucleobase-containing compound metabolic process. Gene Ontology annotation, cellular component: nucleus. The coding region runs from base 149 to 2956 and encodes 935 amino acids. Gene Ontology annotation, molecular function: DNA binding; DNA helicase activity; ATP binding.